UGGACGGCUUCAUCCUCACCGAGCGCCUGGGCAGCGGCACGUACGCCACGGUGUACAAGGCCUACGCCAAGGACACUCGCGAGGUGGUAGCCAUAAAGUGUGUGGCCAAGAAGAGUCUGAACAAGGCAUCUGUGGAGAACCUCCUGACGGAGAUUGAGAUCCUCAAGGGCAUUCGCCACCCCCAUAUCGUGCAGCUGAAAGACUUCCAGUGGGACAGUGACCAUAUCUACCUCAUCAUGGAGUUCUGCGCCGGGGGAGAUCUGUCUCGCUUCAUCCACACCCGCAGGAUUCUGCCUGAGAAGGUGGCUCGAGUCUUCAUGCAGCAGUUGGCUAGCGCUCUCCAGUUCCUGCAUGAACGGAAUAUCUCUCACCUGGAUCUGAAGCCACAGAACAUUCUGCUGAGCUCCUUGGAGAAGCCACACUUGAAACUGGCAGACUUUGGCUUCGCCCAGCACAUGUCCCCCUGGGACGAGAAGCAUGUGCUCCGUGGCUCGCCCCUCUACAUGGCCCCUGAGAUGGUGUGCCAGCGGCACUAUGAUGCCCGCGUGGACCUCUGGUCUGUGGGGGUCAUCCUGUAUGAAGCCCUCUUCGGGCAGCCCCCCUUUGCCUCCAGGUCGUUCUCGGAGCUGGAAGAGAAGAUCCGUAGCAACCGGAUUAUUGAGCUCCCCCUGCGGCCGGUGCUCUCCCAAGACUGCCGGGACCUGCUGCAGCGGCUCCUGGAGCGGGACCCCGGCCGUCGCAUCUCCUUCCAGGACUUCUUUGCUCACCCCUGGGUAGACCUGGAGCACAUGCCCAGCAGGGAGAGCCUGGCGCGAGCAACUGCCUUGGUCGUGCAGGCCGUGAAGAAGGACCAGGAGGGCGACGCGGCAGCUGCCUUGUCUCUCUACUGUAAGGCUCUGGACUUUUUCGUGCCUGCCCUGCACUAUGAAGUGGAUGCCCAGCGGAAGGAGGCCAUUAAGGCAAAGGUGGGGCAGUACGUGUCUCGGGCUGAGGAGCUCAAGGCCAUUGUCUCCUCCUCCAAUCAGGCCCUGCUGAGACAGGGCACGUCUGUCCGAGACCUGCUCAGAGAGAUGGCCCGGGACAAGCCACGCCUCCUAGCUGCCCUGGAAGUAGCCUCGGCGGCCAUGGCCAAGGAGGAGACGGCUGGCGGCGAGCAGGAUGCCCUGGACCUGUACCAGCACAGCCUGGGAGAGCUGCUGCUGCUGCUGGCAGCGGAGCCCCCAGGCCGGAGGCGGGAGCUGCUUCACACUGAGGUGCAGAGCCUUAUGGCCCGAGCUGAGUACCUGAAGGAGCAGGUUAAGAUGAGGGAGUCUCGCUGGGACGCCGAGGGCUUGGACAAAGAGGGGCUGUCGGAGUCUGUUCGUAGCUCUUGCACCCUGCAGUGACCCCAGAAGGAUGAAUGGACAAGCCUCCCGGAGUGAGGGGAGCACUGACUCAGGCUGACGCCCAUAAUUAAGGGAGCUUCUGCAGCCCUGGGAGCAGGCUUUUUGGAUAGACAGCUCUGAAACCCCCCAUCCCAGAGGCCUCAGAUCCCUUGGGGUAGUCUGCACCCCACAGAGGGUCUGAUGACCCAUGUUGUGUGCUGGGCCUGCGUCCCAGGGGAGGGGCAGGACUCUGGGAGAACACUACUUCCUGCCAUCCCUGCAGCCGGCAGCCAUACCUUGGC
Molecule: messenger RNA, 1666 nt
Organism: Carlito syrichta (Philippine tarsier)
Lineage: Eukaryota; Metazoa; Chordata; Mammalia; Primates; Tarsiidae
Gene: ULK3
Product: unc-51 like kinase 3
Exons: 16
Coding region: 237-1385 (382 amino acids)
Biological process (GO): protein autophosphorylation; autophagy; autophagosome organization
Cellular component (GO): autophagosome; cytoplasm
Molecular function (GO): ATP binding; protein serine/threonine kinase activity
Source: RefSeq, a predicted model, not a curated record